Molecule: messenger RNA, 348 nt
Organism: Perkinsus marinus ATCC 50983
Lineage: Eukaryota; Perkinsozoa; Perkinsida; Perkinsidae
Exons: 4
Coding region: 1-348 (115 amino acids)
Source: RefSeq, a predicted model, not a curated record
AUGUCACCCAAUUCUAGUGUCAUCUGUCUACCACCUGAUUGGGCAGUAUUCUCUCUAACUUACGUACCUUACCCAACUAGGGAGUACGGCAAGGUCAUAGGAUGGAUGUUAGCAUUACUAUCACUAGCACCUAUCUUUGCUAUAUCAUCGAUCUUUACCAUCACUUUAGUGCGGCAAUCAGUUCGGUGGGGUCUACUAUUGGUCGGGUUGAUAUUAUCAACAAUAGUGAAUACCAUAUUAAAGUACUACAUCGCUGAGCCAAGACCGGAAGGUACCUUUGCUAAGGGUUAUGGAAUGCCGAUUUCUUGUUUGUUAAGCAUCAUAUACGAACCCGACCACUAUGGAUAA